AGCGUGCCUUCAAAAUAAAACCUGACGUUGACGGCAGGAAUUAACUUUUACCGACAUGGAUGCCAAAGUUUUACUUGUGAUUUCUACGCUAGCAACGCUUAGUGUCGUUGAAUCUGCCGUGGAUUCGAGCAGCAGUAAUGUUUGUUCUUCCAACCCUUGUCGAAAUGGCGGCAUAUGCGCCGUAAAUGUUACACAGUUUGCAUGUCAGUGUUUGCAUGGAUUUUCAGGACGAUUGUGUGAAAUAAAGCCAAAGGACUGCACGCCAACACUUUGUGCUAAUGGCGUUUGUCAAAUGGAUGGCACAGGAGUUCCACAGUGCUUUUGUAAGCCUGGUUUUGUAGGUUAUCGUUGCGACAUUAACCAAGACGAUUGUGCAUCCAAUCCAUGCCUCAACAAUGGGCUUUGUGUAGAUCGAAUUAACGGUUAUCGUUGCACUUGCAAGAAUGGAUUUUAUGGUCUACAUUGUGAGUUCAAAGACGAGUUAAUUCAACAGUGUGUUUCUCAAUGUGGUACUGGAAUAUGUUGGCACAAUGAAAGCCGAACCAUUUCCCUUGAAUGGGGCUAUGGAGACACUCUUUGCAACACAAGAGAAACAUGCUUUGGAAAGGACUACAACAACAGCAUUCAAGUCUCUUCCGACACCUUCCUCGAGGUACAACUUAAACCACAACAGAUACAAGUUGGUGACAGUUUAAAUUUUACAAGAGAUGAAAACAUGGCUUUCUAUACUGAUGGACUAAGACCCUUCAGUAGUAACGACAAAAGUGUGUUUCUUUCUUGUAGUUCUAACUCCUCCAAUGGGAACUAUGUCAUUCCACAGCGACAAGGACUUGUACACAUUAGUCCUGACAGUUUGAAGGAAGGCUUUCAUUAUUUUAUUGAUAAUGUAGAUUUGACUUUUAGAUGUGACUUUGGUCUAAGAGUAAAUGUUAGUGUAAAAGCUAACAAAUGUUACAAGCCUGGUUCUAGUGAGCAAUGUUCAAGAAGAGGUCAAUGCACCACAGAUUUCUCCCAGACAGCAUUCCAGUGUAGAUGCUGUGGAGGAUUCAGGGGGGAGUUCUGUGAAAAAAUAGAUCACUGUUACUCCAAGCCAUGUAAAAAUCAUGCCAUCUGUACCAAUAUUGAUGAUGAUCAAGAAUUGUACAAGUGUAAAUGUGUGAAAGGUUAUGAAGGAAGGCAUUGUAACAGAGUGAUUGACAUGUGCGCAUCAAGUCCUUGUCAGAAUGGUGCAUCAUGCACCCCCCUGUUAAACGACUACUCCUGCAAUUGCCCCAAAGGCUAUGUUGGCAAAAACUGUGCAGUAGAAGUUAAUGAAUGUGAUUCAAAUCCUUGCAUCAAUGGAGCUACCUGUGUUAAUAAACUCGGUUCCUUCCAGUGUGUUUGCCGUAGUGGAUUUACUGGUUAUCACUGUGAGGUGAACAUCAAUGACUGUGCGUCUGACCCAUGUGCCCAAGGUACCUGUAUUGAUCAAGUGAACCGAUACAAAUGCUACUGUAAACCAGGCUACGGUGGACCUAACUGUCGACUAAACCUGAAUGAGUGUAUAUCCAACCCGUGUCUCAAUGGAGGCUUCUGUGUUGAUGAGGUCAACAACUAUCGUUGUGACUGUGGACAUGGUUACACAGGACGUCAUUGUCAGGAAGAUGUAGACCUUUGUGCCAAGCCUGAAUUUUGUACCAAUUCCAUAUCUUGUGACGAUAAAGGCCACAGUGUCAAAUGUGUGUGCAAGUCUGGUUAUACAGGUGCAAACUGUGGUGUUGAUAUUCAUGACUGUGCUUGUAAUCCUUGUCAAAAUGGAGGAAAGUGCAGAGACUUGGUCAAUGGCUAUCAAUGCUACUGUCCUCCUGGUUUUGAAGGCAAAUCAUGUGAAGAUAAGGUCAAACCAACAACACAAGCUCCUGUCAAGCAUGAUCUUGUCCUGAAAAUCCUAACAGAGGACUGCCACCUUCUUAAGGAUUCAGUUCUUCUUCAAGAUAUUCUGGUAAAUAUCACAAGACACAUUGCAGCUGCAUGUACUUGUGGCUUCAACAAACAACACAUUCUUCAUGACUCAGUCUCCCUGGCAUGCGUUGAUACCAUUUCUGGCCAGUUGACCAUCCAAGUUAUUGACGAUGAAGACAUUGCUUUUGAUGAUUUGCAGUGUGAAUUUAGAGCAUAUGUUGCAAAACACAAUAAUGUUGUUGAAUUAGGCCAUGAUACUUACAUUAGAGGUUUCUAUGGUGACGUUCCUUCAAAAUGCCASAAGUCAAGUGUUGAUUCAGACAAAGUGCUYGAGACAAAUACCAACAUUGCUGUGACUGUGGGAUCCCUGUGUGCAGUGGUUGGUCUGAUUGUAGCAGGCAUUGUAGUGUGUUGUAAGUGUAGAAGGACAAGACCUCCUGUAAAGCAGAUAAAUACUAACAAAGAAGAUGAUCUCAUCAAUGACCUUAGUGGYGACCUCCUGUCAGCUGUAGCCCCAACACCSAAGUCKAUGUAUAGAACAAGUGGAGGUUAUCAUAACAUGGGUUUUAAUCCUGGACGAUUUAACCCAGAAAACCCAAUCCCUUCACGAAAAGUGUGAUCUUCAAAUUGUUUGAUUUGAAUUAUCCUCUGGAAAAAAAUAAUUUCCUGUACGAGAGUUGGUCCUGAUUACMGCACCCAUGUGGUUAAUAACCAUACGUGUUCUGUAAAUCUCAAGAAUUCAGCUUUUGCAUAUAUGUUGUUCUACAUCCAAGAAAAAGAUAAACAUGACAUUUGUAUCAUUUAGAAAUUGGAUGGAAGAUUCCCAGCAACCUGCUGUAUAUUAAAUUCCCAUGCAUCGCUAUACAAGUUAGAAAGUAUUGCACAUAAUAUUGUGCUCUUGUAAUAGGAUAUUAUCGUUGCAAUAUAGGAUUGUUAUGCAAUAUAUAAUAUAAUUAUAUCAAAGAAGACAAUAAAACAACCACCAAAAUACUACAACCAAACCAACAGAAAAAAAUGAUGAUCAAAAUAAGGACUGACCCAAGCCUGGUUUGAAAGAUGGAUACAGCCACUAUUCAGCUUUUGGAAACACCAGUAAUAGUUAAUGAUUGUCAUAUUAUUUGCAAAUAGCUAGGGAUCAGUUCCACAAUAGUACUCUUUUGAUGUGGUUGUUUCAUUGUCAAGAGUUCAUAUAAGAGGGGUGUGCCCUUUUCUAUAAAAAGGAAAAUUCAUAGUAUAUUAUAUUGCAUUUUAUAAAAAUUGAAAAACAUUUCCACUCACUAUGCGUUAGAUAUUUUCGUGUUAUAGAUUAAUCAAGGCAUUACUACUUGUGUCCUAAUCAGUCACUGAAAGAGUAAACUGAGCUAUAAAUUUCAAUUUCCUUUUGCGAAGGAAAUUACUACUCAUUUAUGCCUACAAGUACAACCAUAGUUGGAACCCUGUGGGUAUUUUGUUGUGUUUUUUUUUUACAUGAUACUUUUUAGAUUUUUUAGCAUUUUUAUCUAGGAUAGAUGUUUGGUGAUAUUGUGCAUGAUAUUGAUCUAUAAGUUGAAUACUUUUUCAAUAAUCAUUAUUGAUUAAUUUGGCUUUAUGAGUUAUUUGAAGAUAAAACUAAUUCAAGGAAGUUUUGAAUCAUUUUAGACGGAUAGCCAGAUAGCGUCGAAACAUCAAUAAAAUGUUUUCAAACUUCCUUGAUUAAUUUUACUCUUCAAAUAUUAUUAUUAUUUUUUUUUUGAAACAGAAAAUUUCAACCUAAGUUAAAUUCAAAUAAUAUGGUUGUAUACUUGAUUUGCAUUUGUUUUGUAUUAUUUUUUGAAAUGAAAUAAAAUGAUUCUUUCUAUUUCAGUUUGGAAGUUUUGAAAUAAGGGCUUUGCUAACUGAUUUUUACCACAACCAAUAUUGUGAAAUUAAAUCAGUUCCAAUGAUAAAAUGCAUAAAAUAUGAUAUGACAAAACAAAACAAAGAGGGAAAUAUAAGUAUUCUAAAAUUGCUCGUGUAUUGAGUGCUAAUUUCUCAAAACUCUUUCUCUCUUUUGAAAAGUUGUUAUUUUCACUAGUUUCGAGGUUGCUCUAUAUAAUGGAAGUAAAAAUAAAUGUAUUUUAC
Molecule: messenger RNA, 4041 nt
Organism: Exaiptasia diaphana
Lineage: Eukaryota; Metazoa; Cnidaria; Anthozoa; Actiniaria; Aiptasiidae
Product: fibropellin-1
Exons: 6
Coding region: 56-2560 (834 amino acids)
Biological process (GO): heterophilic cell-cell adhesion; establishment or maintenance of epithelial cell apical/basal polarity
Cellular component (GO): protein-containing complex; plasma membrane
Molecular function (GO): calcium ion binding
Source: RefSeq, a predicted model, not a curated record